ACCAGGACAGCAUGACAGAUGUCUGUCUCCACUGCCCUCUCUACCUUUAACCUAGGGUUGUUUUCUCCAUCAGAUAAGAAUAAGACAAGAGGCGGGGCAGGCGCCCAGAAAAAUCCGGGAACUUUUAUUUAAACUAGGGUGGACGUCAGCGGAGAGUUUGCGAAAGAACACAAGGCACUUCCGGCUAUCCCGGAAGUGAGAGUACCUAAGUUCCUCCGCCGGCGGAGGGCCAGGGUGAAGGGAUGGCCUGGCGGACGGCGCGGCUGAUGCUGCUAGCUGGAGCAGCCGCACUAGCAAGCGGUUCACAGGGCGACCGAGAGCCGGUGUACCGUGACUGCUUGCUCCAGUGCGAGGAGCGGAACUGCUCCGGGGGCGCACUGAAGCACUUCCGCUCCCGCCAGCCAAUCUACAUGAGUCUAGCAGGCUGGACUUGUCGGGACGACUGUAAGUAUGAGUGUAUGUGGGUCACCGUUGGCCUCUACCUCCAGGAAGGUCACAAAGUGCCUCAGUUCCAUGGCAAGUGGCCCUUCUCCCGGUUCCUGUGCUUCCAAGAGCCAGCUUCUGCUGUGGCCUCUUUCCUCAAUGGUCUGGCCAGCCUGGUGAUGCUCUGUCGCUACCGCGCCUCCGUGCCAGCCUCUUCCCCCAUGUACCCCACCUGCGUGGCCUUCGCUUGGGUCUCCCUCAAUGCUUGGUUCUGGUCCACGGUCUUCCACACCAGGGACACCGACCUCACAGAGAAACUGGACUACUUCUGUGCCUCCACUGUCAUCCUCCACUCAAUCUAUCUGUGCUGUGUCAGGACCGUGGGGCUGCAGCGCCCAGCCGUGGCCAGUGCCUUCCGGGCCCUCCUGCUGCUCAUGCUGACGGCGCACGUCUCCUACCUGAGCCUCGUCCACUUCGACUAUGGCUACAACCUGGCGGCCAACGUGGCUAUGGGCCUGGUGAACGCAGCCUGGUGGCUGGCCUGGUGCCUGCGGAACCGGCGGCGGCUGCCUCACGUGCGCAAGUGCAUGGUCGUGGUCCUGCUGCUGCAGGCGCUGUCCCUGCUCGAGCUGCUCGACUUCCCGCCUCUCUUCUGGGUCCUGGAUGCCCACGCCAUCUGGCACAUCAGCACCAUCCCUGUUCACGUGCUCUUCUUCAGCUUUCUGGAAGAUGACAGCCUCUAUCUGCUGAAGGAAUCAGAGGCCAAAUUCAAGCUGGCCUGAAGGCCCUGGAAGCGAAUCUCCCCCUUUGGGAAUCCCGUUCCUCCAUGCUGGCUCCUCUUCUCCCCACCAAUCCUUGAGAUGAUUUAUAUUUUCCUUUUAGCAUCUUGCAUUUGGACAUGAAGGGUGUGAGCCCAGAAUCAUGUAACAUGCCCGCCCCCUUACUUGCCCCCACA
This is a messenger RNA of Phacochoerus africanus (Common warthog), 1378 nucleotides long. RefSeq names its product post-GPI attachment to proteins phospholipase 3 (gene PGAP3). Gene Ontology annotation, cellular component: endoplasmic reticulum membrane. The transcript has 9 exons. Lineage: Eukaryota; Metazoa; Chordata; Mammalia; Artiodactyla; Suidae. Gene Ontology annotation, molecular function: hydrolase activity, acting on ester bonds. Bases 243 to 1205 code for a protein of 320 amino acids. The record is from RefSeq and is a predicted model, not a curated record. Gene Ontology annotation, biological process: GPI anchor biosynthetic process.